Molecule: messenger RNA, 1042 nt
Organism: Anopheles merus
Lineage: Eukaryota; Metazoa; Arthropoda; Insecta; Diptera; Culicidae
Exons: 3
Coding region: 881-1042 (53 amino acids)
Source: RefSeq, a predicted model, not a curated record
CGUUAUGUUCGUUUCGACGCUGACGGAAAUUAGGUUAUGACAGUUUGGUGCUGUCUUCCCUCCCUGCGUUUUUGGGAGCAGCAGUGAGCAGUCGGAGUCAGUCGCUCGUGAGUCGUUUAUUGGGACACGCACGUCUCGCUGGGUUUCGGAAGCUGGUACGGCCACAGUCACAGCCAUCCCGUGCCGUGAACAAGCGCACGCUUUAGGCGGUAUUGUGCAGUGCAGUUCCCUGACACAGUUGAGAUAGAGCGAGCGAGAGCGAUCGAAAAUAGUGUACGUGUGUCUGUGUGUGUGUGUGCGAGUGUGUAUGUGUACGUUCGAAUUCGAAGGAAGCUGCCCGAACGAGACACAAACAGCCAGGAGAGCAGGAAUGAAACACAAGUGAGCGAGAGCAAGAGAGAACGAAUGGAGAGAAAAGUGUGAUUGAAAAGUGCUAAAAUUUUACUACAUCUAUAAGCGAAACCCAAAAAAAAAAUAACACCUCGUAUUUCAUACCCGCCACCUGCUGUACAUACAAAAAAAAAAAACACCGAAAAUAGUGAACAUUUUUAUAGCUCAACAACAACCCCAAAGUUGAUGUCAUUUGCUAGAAAGCAAGCAAUCGAACCCAAACGACAACAAUUUUCCUUCUCCUCAUUCAAACGUUAGCGUAAUAUAAUACAGUGAAAAUCUCCCCUCCCCUAACAGUCAGUCAAAAAAAGGCAUCCCAUUUUGAGAACACAAAACACGAAAGCUUCGAAAGAACGUUGAAAGACGUUUUGUGGUAAAACUAAAAGGGUUGGCAGAAAGUAAAACGGGGGCCAAAACGGUGCCAGCAGGCAAAAACCCCGGCUAGAGAGCGGCCACGGUGCGAAAAAGACACACUCACGCGUAAGACAAAAUGGGAGCUAAGGGUAGCGUAGAGGCUGCCAAGAUGAACGCCGAUGGCUGGGGCCACUUCGAGCGUGGCAGCCGUCACUACAGCCACAGACAUAAUCAGCGGUCCCAGUCGUUGAACCGAGGCCAAGCUCUUUCACGAGCCGAUGUCAGUGGGAUGUGGUGA